This is a messenger RNA of Sciurus carolinensis (gray squirrel), 1059 nucleotides long. RefSeq names its product cytochrome c oxidase assembly protein COX19. The coding region runs from base 53 to 331 and encodes 92 amino acids. The record is from RefSeq and is a predicted model, not a curated record. Gene Ontology annotation, cellular component: mitochondrial intermembrane space. The transcript is spliced from 3 exons. NCBI's taxonomy places the organism in Eukaryota, Metazoa, Chordata, Mammalia, Rodentia, Sciuridae. Gene Ontology annotation, biological process: mitochondrial respiratory chain complex IV assembly.
GCCGCCCUGCGCUCGGGGCUCAUCGCGCUCGCUGAAACACGGCACCGUCGUCAUGUCGACCGCCAUGAACUUCGGGGCCAAGAGCUUCCAGCCGCGGCCACCGGACAAGGGCAGCUUCCCUUUGGAUCACUUCGGUGAAUGUAAAAGCUUUAAAGAAAAAUUCAUGAAGUGUCUCCGUGACAAUCAUUUUGAAAAUGCUUUGUGCAGAAAUGAAUCAAAAGAAUAUUUAGAGUGCAGAAUGGAAAGGCAGCUAAUGGCACAGGAACCGCUGGAAAAACUGGGAUUUGGUGACUUGAUAGAUGGAAAAUCAGAGGCAAAAAAUAAAUCUUAAUGAGAAGAUGACCAUGGACCAUGUCCAAGGGACACCCUGAGGCGAGCACAAGGCCCUGCUGCCGUUGGUCCUCACCCACUGCGUGUUCCUCAGCAGCGGGCCUGCAGCGUGCACCUGAAGCCAGGCAGAGGCACCUCCCUUGUCUACUCAACUUGCGGGGGACUCACCUGUCUCCUGAAGCACCCCAAGUCACUUUCAAAAAUUUUUGUUCCUUUUAGGGCCUUACUUACCUUAUAAGAUGCUUUCAUCUUUAAAUCUGUGUGCAUCACAGGGUCCCAGGAGGCUCUUGUGAUGGUCCCAGUGAUGGCCCAUGCCACCUUCACACUGCGGUGUCUUGGUAGCGCUCCUCAUUGACGCACCAAGUGUGCAGAUUCCAGUCCCUGAUGGACACAUUCUGUCAGGAAAUAACCUCCCUAGCAAGGCGUUGCCCUUUUCUGUACUCACAGAUAGGCAUGCCAGUUCAUUUCCUUUCUUCCUUCUUUUCCAAUAAAACUAGAAUACAAAAUAGGAAGUGAGAAAUGAUUUGGCUUUUUGACACAUUUGGCUUCUUUACUUCUUUGUUUAUGCCUAGCACCAACUAUCUUCAUAAUCAAAGUUUCAUUUUCUAAUUUGUUUGAGUAUAUUAAAAAACUAUAUAUUUAAUGUCAAUAACUUAUUGUACUGCUGAAGGAUAAAACAUCAAUUCAUUUGUAGUUAGACUACAAAUAAAAUAUUUUAUUUCCUUUGUA